AUUCCCGGCUUGUCCUUCAUAAGCGACCCGCAUGGGACCGUGAUGCCAGAAGCAGUCCCCCUGGAGAAGUCGUUGGGUGACAACACGGAUUAACUCGGAGAACAGCAGUACGCAAAGUGUCUACAAUGACUCGGACCGUCUUUCUCGCUCUUGCGAUUUUCGCACUUGUUGGAUACGCGGUGUGUGCUUCUACACGCGAGACAGACUGCCAGCGACGUCGCCGCAGCGAGCAGGGCGCCACACGGAACCUGACCGGGCUCCUCGUUCCGGAAUGCGACGAACACGGCAACUACAAAGCAAUCCAGUGCUUCGGUGAAGCUGUCAGAGGAAGGCCCUUCUGUGCGUGCUACGACAACGAGUUCGGACAGAUCAAGGGCCCUUCCAGGAGCCUGAGGUCGUGCAACUGCAUUAGAGACCACCACGAGUGGCAGCACAGAGCACGUUCUCAGAAGGGACCAGAGCCACGAUGCGAUGCCACCUCGGGAGAAUACAACGCAGUGCAGUGCGACGUCGGCGAGCACUGGUGCGUCGAUAGGGACACCGGCAGACAGGAGGGUGAGAGGCAACCCGGAGGCUGCUCUAGCGACCUGUCCGCCAUCUCUUGCGGAGUCGGCGGAACGCACCACGGUCACGGUGACUCUCACGGCAGCUCUUCCCACCAUGGUAGCUCGGACCAUCACGGCAGCUCUGGGUCUUCUAGUCCCGGUACCUCCAGCCACCGCGGUGGAUCUGGUUCAACUCAUCAGGGAAGCUCGGACCACCACAGCGGCGACUCGUCUCAUUCGAAUUAUAACUGAAGCAUUUAAGCGAGUCCCGACACAACUUCUGGAAACAAAAGAAACAAAAGCCUCAUUGCUGCCACACAGUAUUCUGUUCACUAAGAAUGACUGUUAUUCGUAAUAAACCAAAGAAGCUUUUA
Dermacentor andersoni is the source of this 919-nucleotide messenger RNA. Its product is annotated as U20-hexatoxin-Hi1a-like. The record is from RefSeq and is a predicted model, not a curated record. NCBI's taxonomy places the organism in Eukaryota, Metazoa, Arthropoda, Arachnida, Ixodida, Ixodidae.